This is a messenger RNA of Podarcis raffonei (Aeolian wall lizard), 453 nucleotides long. RefSeq names its product cytochrome b-c1 complex subunit 10. The coding region runs from base 80 to 250 and encodes 56 amino acids. Gene Ontology annotation, cellular component: mitochondrial inner membrane. The transcript has 3 exons. Gene Ontology annotation, biological process: mitochondrial electron transport, ubiquinol to cytochrome c. The record is from RefSeq and is a predicted model, not a curated record. Lineage: Eukaryota; Metazoa; Chordata; Lepidosauria; Squamata; Lacertidae.
GGAGGGGCGGCAGUGCGCAGGCGCGAGGGAGAGGUGACCUUCCAGGCGGAAAGGCGCCGGAGCCGGGGGGCGAGGAAGGAUGCUGAGCAAGUUCAUGGGUCCCCGUUACGGGCAGCUCCUGCGCCACUGGGUGCCUACGUUGAGCACAUGGGGCACCGUGGGCGCCGUGGGGCUGGUCUGGGCCACGGACUGGAGGCUGAUCCUCGACUACGUGCCUUGGAUCAACGGCAAGUUUAAGAAGGACGACUGAGCAGAAAACAAGCCCUUCUCCGCAAGAAGAGCAACCCGUUUGGUCUCAGAGAAGCUUCCUUUUUCUGCCUGCUGGCGCUUCGAAACUGUGAAUCCUUCAAACUGCCCGGCGGCGCCGAAACCUUCCUUUUUCCUCUCACCAAUGGGCAGAUGCUGCACCGAUAAUGUCACCAUGAAUAAAGCCUCUUUUAGUGCACGGGAAAA